Pogona vitticeps (central bearded dragon) is the source of this 8042-nucleotide messenger RNA. Lineage: Eukaryota; Metazoa; Chordata; Lepidosauria; Squamata; Agamidae. The record is from RefSeq and is a predicted model, not a curated record.
GUCUGGUUCUGAGGAGGGGAGUCCCACUGAGUUGACUUGGGUUUACUCCCAAAUAAACAUGCAUUGGGUUGCAGCCCUUAUGUCAACCCUGUUUCUUGUAAUUAUUAUCUAGGUAGCCACUCCUUUUUGGAAAGGUAUGUGUUUAAAUUGAGUCCAUUCCAGCCAAAUGCAACUUGAUCUCUGCCCAACUUCUGCAUUAAAACCUGUUUUUCUUCUCUUCUUUUCCUCCCCCCUGGUUGCUUUAAAAAAACAACAACACCAAAGACAGAAAUCAACCACCAUUUUAGUUCCUCAAAAUCUUCAUUUUGGGAAGUGCUCUUUCUGCAUGGAAGACUGUUAGCUGAUCUGGCAGUUCCGGCAGAAAUGGAAUUUGUUUUAACCCCAGAUGGUGUGCUGAAAUUAUGGUCUACGCUGCUUGUCGGGGAAGAGAAGCGUGUCGGGACGCGGACUGUUCUCGUCGGCCACCGCCCGGUUUCCGAAAGAGAGACCUACGUGCCCCAGAAAUUUUGCUCCAAUCAAAUUGUCUCUUCCAAGUACACAGUCUGGAAUUUUCUCCCCAAAAAUCUCUUCGAACAGUUCAGAAGAAUCGCCAACUUCUACUUCCUCAUCAUUUUCCUUGUCCAGGUCAUAGUGGACACACCAACCAGCCCCGUCACCAGCGGUCUUCCUCUUUUCUUCGUCAUUACAGUGACGGCUAUUAAGCAGGGUUAUGAAGAUUGGCUGCGUCACCGGGCGGACAAGGAAGUGAACAAAAGCACUGUCAUCGUGAUCGAAGGUGCAGAGCGGGUGAAGAAAGAAUGUGAAAACAUUAAGGUUGGCGACAUCGUAGAAGUGUCGGCCGAUGAAACCUUUCCCUGCGAUCUGAUCUUCCUCGCCUCGAAUAGCAAGGAUGGGUCUUGUUAUGUCACAACCGCUAGCCUCGAUGGAGAGUCGAAUGUCAAGACCCACUAUACAGUGCAGGAUACAGCCAACCUCUGUACGUGCCAAGCCCUAAAUCACCUUAUUGCCACCAUAGAAUGUGAACAGCCUCAGCCAGACCUCUACAGGUUUGUGGGGCGAAUUAACAUCUACAAGCGCAACCAAGAGCCAGUAGCCAGGCCGCUGGGUCCCGAGAACCUCUUGUUAAAAGGUGCAACGUUAAAAAAUACCCCUAAGAUCUACGGGGUUGCUGUCUACACUGGAAUGGAAACCAAAAUGGCUUUGAACUAUCAAGGGAAGUCUCAGAAACGCUCUGCAGUGGAAAAAUCAAUCAAUGCCUUCUUGAUUGUCUAUUUGUGCAUUCUCCUGGGCAAGGCGACGGUGUGUACCACGCUGAAGUACAUCUGGGAAAGCAUUCCGUCGAAUGACGAGCCUUGGUACAAUCACAAAACCCAAAAGGACAGAGAAACCUUCAAGCUCUUAAAGACGUUCACCGAUUUCCUGUCCUUCAUGGUUCUGUUCAAUUUCAUCAUCCCGGUCUCCAUGUAUGUGACGGUUGAGAUGCAGAAAUUCUUGGGUUCCUUCUUCAUUUCAUGGGAUAAAGAGAUGUACGAUGAGACCCGGCAGGAAGGGGCCUUGGUGAACACCUCCGACCUCAACGAAGAGCUUGGCCAGGUCGAAUACGUGUUCUCUGAUAAAACGGGGACUUUAACCGAAAACACCAUGGAGUUCAUUGAAUGCAGCAUCGACGGCUUCAAGUACAGCGGCAUCUUUUCGGAAGUGGACGGGGCGAAGGCUUCCAUAAAAGCAGAGAGGAGUCGAGAGGAGCUGUUCAUGCGGGCCCUGUGCCUCUGCCACACCGUCCAGGUCCAGAAAGGAGAUGAAGUCGAUGCAGGGACGUCUCAAGCAGGCGGGUCGCAGAAAUACGUCGCCGCUUCCCCGGACGAAAUCGCCUUGCUACAAGGAGCUCAAAAGUAUGGUUUCACUUUUCUAGGACAAGAAAAUAACUUCAUGAAGGUACAGAACCCAAAGAAGGAGAUUGAAAGGUUUCACCUCCUGCACGUUCUGGAUUUCGACUGUGUCCGUCGCCGGAUGAGCGUCCUUGUGAAGACAAAGGAGGGAAGACUGUAUCUGUUCUGCAAGGGAGCUGACUCGGCCGUUUUCCCAAGGGUCCCGCCAGAGGAAGCACAGAAGACCAAAGUACACGUCGAGCGUAAUGCAUUGGACGGCUUUCGAACUCUCUGCGUAGCCUACAAAGAAAUAUCGGCCGCCGAAUACAAAGAGAUCGAUGGCCAGAUCAAGGAGGCGACCAUGGCGCUGCAGGACCGAGAAGCCAAGAUGGCCCAGGUCUUUGACGGGAUUGAGAAAAACAUGCACUUGAUCGGCUCCACGGCAGUGGAAGACAAGCUCCAAGACCUGGCUGCCGAAACCAUCGAGGCCUUGCACGCGGCGGGCAUGAAGAUCUGGGUGCUGACGGGGGACAAGAUGGAGACGGCCCAGGCCACCUGCUACGCCUGCCGGCUCUUCCAGACCAGCACGGAGCUGCUCCAGCUGACGGCCAAAGUCCUCGGGGAGGGAGACCGCAAGGAGGAUCAUCUGCAUGAGCUGCUGGUGGAGUAUCACAAGAAGCUGGUGAUGGACGCUCCCCGUGGGAAGCGAAGCUGGAUGCUCAGUCAGGAGUAUGGGCUGGUUAUUGACGGGGCCACCCUGUCUCUGAUACUGAACCCUUCUCAAGACCCCCACGCCGGUCAGUACAGGAGCAUCUUCCUGCAGAUAUGCUUGAAGUGUACGGCGGUGUUGUGCUGUCGGAUGGCCCCUUUACAGAAAGCCCAGAUCGUUCGAAUGGUGAAGAAUUCGAAGGGCAGCCCCAUCACGCUUGCCGUCGGAGACGGAUCUAACGACGUUAGCAUGAUUUUAGAAGCUCACGUGGGCAUAGGUAUCAAAGGAAAAGAAGGCCGCCAAGCUGCCCGAAACAGUGACUACGCCAUCCCGCGGUUUAAAGACUUGAAAAAGUUGCUGUUGGCGCACGGCCAUUUGUACUACGUGAGAAUCUCACACCUUGUACAGUAUUUCUUCUACAAGAAUCUUUGCUUCAUUUUCCCACAAUUUUUGUACCAGUUCUUCUGCGGCUUUUCGCAACAGCCUCUCUAUGAUGCUGCUUAUCUUACCAUGUUCAACAUCUGCUUCACCUCUCUGCCGAUUGUGGCCUACAGUCUGCUGGAACAGCACAUUCCUAUUGACACCCUGAUGGCCUUUCCAAAGUUAUACCUGAACGUUUCCGAUAACGCCAUGUUGCAGCUGAAGCCCUUCUUAUACUGGACCUUCCUGGGCCUUUUUGAUGGCUGCGUCUUCUUCUUUGGGACUUAUUUUCUUUUCCAAGAGACUUCCUUAGAGAACAGCGGAAAGAUGGCGGGGAACUGGACAUUUGGGACAAUGGUUUUUACCGUAUUGGUCUUCACCGUCACCUUAAAGUUGGCCUUAGACACCCGGUUCUGGACAUGGAUGAACCACUUUGUGAUUUGGGGAUCCUUGGGCUUCUAUGUGUUUUUCUCGUUCUUCUGGGGAGGAAUCCUUUGGCCUUUUCUGAAGCAGCGACGGAUGUUCCACGUCUUCGCCCAGAUGCUGACGUCCAUGUCGAGCUGGCUAGCCAUCUUUUGCCUCAUCUUCCUCUCCCUCCUCCCAGACAUCCUUGUCCUCCUUUUCCGAAACCUGAAACGAAAAACCCACCAGCCCGAUUCUGUGGAGCUGCCGAUGCUGGUGUCUUACAGGCAGGUGGAGAACGGUUUUCCCUCCGACGCGAGAUCCAGAGCAGAUAUGCCUCAUUUUCCAGAACCUUCUCAUCUCAGGAUACUUCGGAUGCAAAGAUUGUAAGUUCAGCUCACGGGCACCAAUGAGCCACGUCAAGACGGUCCUGGGGCGCAGCCGUGCCCAUGGAGAAAGGAUGCAAAGCCUUUGCUGCAUUUAGUUUCACAUUGGAAGAUGCUGGUUUGCUUUGAACUUCCAAAGAUCAGAGAAAGAGGGGGGUUCUUGAACACACACACACACACCCUUCUUGAUGCCAGUUUUAAGAAAGCAAACUGCUGGAAAGCUGUAGGACUGGGACGCCCUGAAAUGGAAGACAGGUCUUCUCGCUGGCCUUGGUUCGUGUCCUUCCGGGAAAGGUGAAGACUUGCUUCUAUUUUUUAAUUUCUUCCCAACCAAAGAAAGCCCAGGCUGCAUCUUCCACUUCUCACGGACCUCACCAGAAAAGUCUUUUGUGUCCUUCUGUGGCACAGCCGCACAUUGGAACCACGUUCCAUUGGCGUGGUGGUUUGUUACCCACCCGCACCCUAUUCUUAUUACAAGAAUGUGCACCUUGGAAAUAGAUGUGUUUUAUGACCUUCCCAUUAGCUCGUCAGGAAUAAUUGCCGGGGGGGAGGGAAGGGAAUCUGCUCUCUGAAAGGCCUGCUGUGGCUGUAAGUGCAGGUCAGUGAAAUGAGGGUUGGGCUCCUGUAAGUAAAGGCAUUGGGGAAGAUCAGCAAGCUGAUGAAAUGUACAAACUCUUCACUUUUUUAAAAAAAAGCUCUCUUCUGCAGCUUGUUCCUUUCUUCCUCAAUGGUGGAGCCAGCCUUUAAAAAAUGAAUGCAUGUUUAUUUUCUGGAAUUCUCACAUAGCAUCCUUUGGCCAUCUAAAAAGAUCAGCCUUGCAUUUUUCAGGAUCCCCAUGGUAUAAGCUUCAAAGGGAGUGGGCAGGCAAGUUAGGAGGGGAGUCCAUUGUGGCUGUCCCAACUCUUGUUUAAAACUACAGUUCCCAUCGUGCUCCAUGAUGAGACCUGGUGGCAGCUGUAGCCCGGAGGGAUUUGGAAAACCUUUGGCUGCCCAUCCCCUUUUGGAAGCUAUUGUGAAAGUAGUUGAGAUGCACUUUGAUACCUUCUUCGGGUCUUUUUACAAAACUUCAUCCGUAAAGGAUUCGGAUCGUGAUCUUUGCCAUGCCAGCCUGUACGGCUUUCUGCCCUUUCCAACUCAUGAGCUUCUGUUUGGGGCAGAAGGCAAGGAGGACCCCAUCCUAUGCAUGAUUGAUUAGGGCAGGAUUGUAUCCCAGGAAGGAAGAAGCAAUGCCGCAGCUAAGUAUAGGAAAGUUACUUUUUUUUUCAACUGGGAGAUUCUGGGACCUACAGUCUUUUUUUCAAAAAAAAACAUAAAUUUUCAAGGCACCCACUGGCGGCUUCUCUCUAGUGUGGUGCAUCUUAAAAGCCAUCCAAUGGCUGAACUCCUGUCAUUUAGCAUAGUAAACCAUAUUAGAGUAAUUCUAUUGGAUCAUUGGGGGUUGGGGGGGGAUCAACUCCUUCAUAAGUUCCAUUGACUCACCAUGAUUUAACUUCAGCCUCGAAGGUCUGUUUGAAUCAGUAGAGCUUAUGGACAUGGUUCCUCAAAUCCUCCAUGAGCCGCUGCCGGUCCACUGCUUACUCGAGUGCAAAUUAGAAUGCUAAGCAACAGGAUUUCAGCCCCCUAAUACUUUUUGUAGGUGUCCCGGGUAAAGUCUUUCAAAAAAAAAACACUACACAGCUGGAAAAUGCUUUUGCAUGCGCAGUGGACGCAUGACGUCAGCUGCUCAGAAACACCCGUGGGGGCAUAUAUGGGGGCAUGCCUUUCCCAACAUGUCAUGUGUCUCUUAGGGGGGGUGUUGGAGAUGAUCAGCUGUGUUAAUAUGCAACUGCACCACUUCUUGCGGUGCAUGUGGAAUGUUUCUGAUCCGUGGCUGAGUGAUGCAUUUUCCAUUUGCAUGCGGCUUCUCUGGAGCGCAUGGUUUGGCGGUUUGGCUAGCAGGUGACUCCCCAGCAGUGGCUCAUGCAUGCGCCCACUUAGAGCAUCGCUUCAACCCCUGUAAACCGGCACUGGAUGGGGUGAGUCUUAAAAGGAGCCCGCCUUGGGAAGAGUUUGCCAAAGAGUCCUUCCUUGUUGACUAAGUGCAAUGUUCAUGUGAAAACCCCUUUUCUGCAUCCUUCAAAAAAGAAAAGAAAAAGCCACAGGACCACAGUCACCUAAAGUCGUUCUGCCUAUGUGUGUACACCUCAGAAAGCAUCACUAGAUGUGGCAAGGAGGCAUGGUGGAUGUCGGCUCACGCCUCCCUGGUAAUGUCUUAUGAAAGAAACAUUGUCAUGUCAUUAUUGUGUCCAGAGCCUCCCUUUCACCGUUUAUUGCCUGCUGCUAGUAAGGAAAGGCAAAAACAAGCAGCUGUGCAUCCUAUCCUGAACGUCUCGACACCAUACAGUCAAAGCCGCUUGGUAUCCCUUUUAACUGCUGCGGUCCGAUCCUGUAGAGACCGGGAGCUUGUGGUUUGUGAAGGAACUGAGAAUUCUCUGCUGUCGUUCAGGGAGAUGCGUGUGAGCCCUCUAAUGGAGAGCUUAAAAGUCCUCUUUCAAACUACAUAUCCCAGGGUUCCCUUGGUGGCACCAUGACAGUCGAAAAUGAUACCCAUAUGGAUAUAACCGUGCAGUGUGAAUGCAUGCCACAUCUUCUCCUAGAGAGAAAAUGAGGGACCCUCAUCAGGAUGCACCUCCACACACCCCCACAUCAUCCUAGCAGGCAAUAUGAAGAGUUCAGUCCUAAAAAGACGGCCUAAACAUAGCAGCCCAAUGAGGGGCCCGGUCACUCAAACGCACGCACACAAACCCAGCUUUUACAGCUAGUUCAAUCGGUUUACACAGUUCUUCCCAACACGAGCACUGAACUCAUCUGUUUUGGAGCUCUCCACAUGAAGUCCUCCUCCUAAUGUUUGGUAUCGAAAAGCAUCCUGGUCCCCUGGUCAAUGAUUUUUAGGAUAGGGACUAGGCUGUUUCCAUGCGGGAUGAUGAUGUUUCAUUCUUGCAGGGUGUGGGGGGUGACUUUUUAUUCAAGCAGAUUCAAGGAGCUACAGUACCUUGAAUCUGCUUGAAUAAUUUUGGUAGCAUCUACCUCGUGCCGCCAAAAUUAUUUUUCCCCCAACCUCCCACCCACAAAUGCAGUGGAAGGUUAUUAUUCCUGCUCUUGGAAAGAACAAACCAACUUGGACUCCUUAAAAAAAGAGAGACAGAGAAAACUUUGGCCUCCCUUCUGCUAGACUGGAGGUAUUCCAAUCCACACCAAUGCAAGAGGAACCUAGCAGGUUGGAGAGCGAUAAAGGCUUAGAGAAAGCAGCACAUACUGUACAGGUUUGGAGCACAGCUGAAUAACAAGUAGGAUUUUUUUUCCCUGUCCUUUGCAGUUCAGCUUGGUAAUUAUGCCAUCAUGUUGCGUCAUGUUGUUACCCGGCUUUGUGUACACCUUGUGUUGUCCCACAAGGUGUACUCAAAGCAGCAAAUGACAACGCGCCAUGUAACAAGGCGUGCUGUCUCUCUCUCCUAGGUAGAGAAAGAGGAAAAGGAAUCUCCCCCAAAUCUCAUUGAAAACAAGAGGGGCUGGACUCUGAUCUACUACACAGACCCUCAGUUGUGAUGAAGAUGUGGCUGCACCACCUGCGGACGGGGUUGGCUUCCCAUUUCAAUCCCCCAGUCAGGAGUUAUUUAAAAAUUAGGGAGUGUCUCCUUGAUGCAGUUUGAUACCACUAUACCAUGGGAGCAUUCAAAGGAAUCCUGAGGUUUGUUGUUUGAUGGAAGACUCUGCUAUGUUUUACAGAAGGGCCAUGUAGCUCUCCGGCAGAGCAUGUUAUGUACCCCAUCCGACGACAAAUUCCAGGAUCGCAUAAGAUGGGGCGGUAACAAGCUAGAGCGGUAUCAAACCUGUGUCAAUUCCUCUAGGUGACAUGUUCAUCCUAUAUUUUAUUGUCUCGCAGGCCAGGGCGCUUUCUUCUGACUUAGGGAAAUCCAGAAACUUUUACUAUCUGAUUGAUGUUUGCAUAAACUUAACCAGAACUGGGUUUCCCCACCCCACCCCCUCUCUUUCAUCCUCCACCUGCAGUCAUGAAUGUUGCCUCGUGGCCUCCCCGACUAUUUACCCCAAAGCUAUGGCCUCAUGGACACCAGGAUUGUGUGCGGUUCGUGGGAUAAACAAACAUUGCAAGCUAAGCUCUGCUUUGCAUCCAUGGGACACCUGUCCAAAAAAAAAGGCAGCUGUCGAACAACUGUAAAACCUGCCUGCCUGAAAUGGACAGGGAGUCUUCUGAAAAGA